This is a messenger RNA of Notothenia coriiceps (black rockcod), 3306 nucleotides long. RefSeq names its product CBFA2/RUNX1 partner transcriptional co-repressor 2 (gene cbfa2t2). Gene Ontology annotation, cellular component: nucleus. The coding region runs from base 82 to 1908 and encodes 608 amino acids. Lineage: Eukaryota; Metazoa; Chordata; Actinopteri; Perciformes; Nototheniidae. Gene Ontology annotation, biological process: negative regulation of DNA-templated transcription; DNA-templated transcription. The record is from RefSeq and is a predicted model, not a curated record. Gene Ontology annotation, molecular function: transcription corepressor activity. The transcript has 11 exons.
UGCUGUAACAAUUGUUGUAGAGAGCUCAGGUUACUCACAUUCGUAAACAUUUGUAUAUGUAUGUGAUCUGUUUGAGAAGGGAUGAAAAGACAGAAGGGACAUCAAAUCGACAGUAGAGAGAAGAAGAGCCCUGCCAUGCCCGGUUCUCCUGUGGAUGCUAAGACUCAUUCCAGAUCAGCCCCCAUCAGCUCCACGAUGCCCCCCCUGCCUUCUGUCAACCCCAGCGGCCCUCGCCCGGCCUCCUUUUCCACCACAGCAUUGACCAAUGGGAAUCAUCAUCAUUCCCCACCAACCCUGAAUGCAGUGCCAUCUCCACCGCAGCGUUACAGCAACGGACCGUCCUCUUCCUCUUCCUCCUCGCUGGCCAACCAGCAGCUGCCGGCCACCUGCGGGGCUCGCCAGCUGAGCAAGCUGAAACGUUUCCUGACCACGCUGCAGCAGUUUGGCAACGACAUCUCUCCUGAGAUUGGAGACAGCGUCCGCAGCCUGGUUCUGGCCCUUGUGAAUUCCACGGUUACCAUUGAGGAGUUCCAUUCACGGCUUCAGGAGGCUACCAAUUUCCCCUUACGGCCCUUUGUUAUUCCUUUCCUCAAGGCCAACCUCCCCCUGCUGCAGAGAGAGCUCCUCCACUGUGCACGGGCAGCCAAGCAGACCCCCGCCCAGUAUCUGUCCCAGCACGAGCAUCUCCUGCUGAGCACCACCAUGGCCUCCUCUCCAGACUCCUCGGAGCUGCUGAUGGAGCCUCCAGAGGCAGUGACCAAGAGACACAGCCCCCACAGAGCUAAAGAGAAUGGUUUUCAUGAACGUCCCCCCGCAGCCAUGGAACCCGCCGCCAAACGGAUUUGCACCAUCAGCCCUGCUCCCCGACACAGCCCCGCCCACCCGCUGCCCCUCAGCGCCCAGCUUCACCCGACCCCUCCCCCCCUGCAGCACUACGCCCUGGAUGACAUCGCAGCACCACAUAUCCUACACCGCGAGCACAGCCAGCGCUUGUUGGAGAUCCGUGAGCUCAAAGACAGGCCCAGACUACCCGGCACUAACGGAGGCUACCGCGAGGAACCGGUGGACCACAGACUGACAGACAGAGAGUGGGCUGAUGAAUGGAGGCAUCUGGACCAUGUGUUGAACUGCAUUGUGGACAUGGUGGAAAAGACCCGGAGGUCAGUGAGCGUGCUCAGACGAUGCCAGGAGUCCGACCGCGAGGAGCUCAACUACUGGAGACGGCGUUCGAGCGAGCAGGAAGACCCCCGCAAAGGAGGGUCCGCCUCCACUCCCUUCUCCAAGACACACAGCCCCCACUCAGCAGAGUCAGACUCCCAGCGAGACUUUGCUCCUCGGCCAGGAUCAGCAUACGUUACGGAUGAGAUCUGGAGGAAAGCUGAAGAAGCAGUGAAUGAGGUGAAGCGGCAGGCCAUGGAUGAGGUCCAGAAAGCAGUAGCGGAGGCUGAGCAGAAGGCAUUUGAAAUGAUUUCUUCUGAAAGGGCAAAGAUGGAAAAGACUCUGUCCGAUGCAAAGAAGAAGGCUAAAGCGGACGCCAUCUUGGUCAUCAACGAGCAGGAGGAUUCCAGCGAGUGUUGCUGGAACUGUGGGCGUAAAGCUAGCGAGACGUGCAGCGGCUGUAACGCCGCUCGCUACUGCGGCUCCUUCUGCCAGCACAAAGACUGGGAGAGGCACCACCUCAUCUGCAGCCCAGGCCUCCAGGCUCAGCCCAAACCAGUGUCUGCCAUCACUGCCAGCAGGGCGGCAGCAGCAGCAGCAGCAGGGGUCUCUCCUGUUGGUCUUUCCGCGGUGAAGACCCCUGACAGUGUUCCUUCAGUUUGCAGUCCUGGUGGAGAAAAGGCUUCAGUCGCUUCUCGCUCCUCCACCCCUUCCACCCCUGCCUCGGGCCCCGAGACCAACGGACACUAGGAGGUGAAAGACAUCCGCGCUGAACGUGUCACCUAUCCUCUUUCUUACUUAAGGGAACUAUUUUCUGGGUUAAGUUAGGGUAGCAGAUUUUUUUCGUCAUACUCUUUGGCAGUGAAAAAAGGACAGAUUACGGAUGACUGAGUGAUAUGUCAACUGGGACUUUGGCUUUGGCAAAGAAAAGGAGAACUCGUCUCGAACGCAUCUAUUGGAUGAGCAGAUCUCCCUAGCAGAUGGAAACGUGUUUUUGUUCCUCCAAAAAAAUGUUGGAUCUGCAAGCAGCGGAAAAAAACUGAGGAUAGCUCUCAGUUUAUCUCUGGCUGAGGGGAGGCAGUUAUGAAAGGGAGGCAUACGAGGAGAUACAAAAAACUAUGGAAAACGCCUCCUCCACCGACCAAUACUCCCACUUUGUUGUGUAUAGAUUUAAGUUUGGGAGGUGGUGAUGGAAAAUGUAAACCGUGUGAUAGUACCAGCCGAAAAUCUGAGAGUAGACAACACAAUCUCUGCAGCUCCUCCUGUAUACAUACAUAUAUGCUCGCCAAAUUCAUGUCAGGUUUUCAUGUGUGAAUGCGGUUGUGCCAUCAGUGAAUAUUGUACAGCAUAUGAUAACUUUUGUCAAAGCAAUAUAAAAGUGAAGUGUUCAGGUAUCUCAAGCCGCUUCUGCAUCACCAAAGUUUCCAGUCGCUAAAGAAAGAGUCUCGUCAUUCAUUGCCUGUAAAUGUUGUUGUGAACAAGAAAUAAUUAUACUCCAACACCACAUUAUAUCUACUUUUAUAACGACCGGAACAUCGGUCCCUAUUUUUCCUUUUUGAUCACCAGACAUCUUCACAGGUGAUGAGGAUUGGAUCAAGUAAGGGCAGGAGGAUAAGGUUCAGACUUUAUUCUGGCUGCAGUUUCAUUUUGGCACUUGUUUGCUUCACCAGUUGUGUAUGACGGGGGUCAGAUUUUGCUCCAUAUCUUCCACCACUGCAAUUUUGCAUCUGGGGUUUGUAACAGAGUACAGUUUUUAACCAAAGCAGGCAUAAAGGAUGACAAUUAAAUCUUGCCACUGGUGCUACUGUUGCCGUGGUUCAGGUUUGGAGCAGUGACUGUCCCAUGGAGAAUCUCAGGAGCUAAACUGUAUUUGUAUGUACAGGUCUUCUUUUGCCGCAGUUAGGUUCAAGUCAAACGUUUAGUGAGGAACUUUGAUUUAUGGUACUCCGCUGUUGCAUCGACACAUUGUUCUUGUGUUUUUGUUUGUUGUAAAAUGACUUUGUAAAGUAUAUUAUGAGAGAAUGCUUUUAUUUUGUGAGCCACGAUUUACUUUGUUCUUUAAACACGUUCUUUAUUAUGAGGCAUACGUUCAUAUGAAAAAAAGAUAUCUUGACAUGAAGUAUGAAAUAAAGAAAUAGAAUUAAUUCA